AUGUAUGCUAUCUUCAAAGAAAGUGGCGAGAUCGAUGAAAUUAUCAUUCCUCCGAAAAGAGACAAGAGGGGAAAUCGUUUCGGCUUUGUGCGGUUCUUCAAUGUUGCAGAUGAGAGACUGAUGGCCAUAAAACUUGAUAACAUUAUCAUAGGUUCAAGGAAAAUACAUGCAAAUCUACCAAUAUUUAACCGAGAACGAGAAUAUGGAAGAGGCUUGGUCAAAGGAAAAGAGCAGAAUGAGCAGGAGACCAAAGGGGUUGCAGCAGUAAACACAGAGCUACCUAGGAGGAAUAAUCAAAGAAUACACUGUGGGAUUACGAAAAAUUAUGCCCAGGUGGUGAACAACAAUUAUUCAAAAAGGUCGUGGGGAGUUAUGGAGCAGGCAAAAAAGAUUAUGUUUGCACAUUUAGAAUACAACCUAGAAGAUGCAGAUAUGGAGCGAUUUCAUAACGCAUACAUUGGGGUAGUGGAGAACCUGGGGGUUACUUAUAACAUGCAGGAAUAUUUUAAUAUGGAAGGUUUUUUCGGAGUGAAGGUUACGCCUAUGGGGGAAAUCUAUGUCUUCUUGAGGAAAGCAAUGAAGGAGAACUGGCAGCCUUGA
Messenger RNA from Vicia faba (fava bean), 600 nucleotides. NCBI's taxonomy places the organism in Eukaryota, Viridiplantae, Streptophyta, Magnoliopsida, Fabales, Fabaceae. The record is from the annotation of a GenBank genome assembly.